AUGGUUCGUGUUAGAGGUGACGGAGUCAAGAAUCCUUGUGUUGAUGGUCUUUUCUCUGUUGUUAUGGUGGCCAAGCAGUUCAAAAUUCGUUUCCCUUUUGAUGUUAGAUCGUGGUAUGGGAGUACUCCAACUCUCGCGCUGUUUGGAGGCUCACACGGCCUUCUUUUCUUGGUUUUGCUGAUAACUUCUGUGUACUCCUUUUUCUUCGAUAAACAAGUCACAGAGAAACCAGAUGCAUAUGGUCUGGUUUCGUGUGCAGCAUUUGCUAUUAUGUCACUAGGCUUGUCAAGACUCAGUCACUUUGGAUUUGAGGUCGAUCUUGCCAGAACUGGGUAUGCUGGAAUCCAUGUCAACGAUGACGUAGUCAUCGAAAUUGGUUCACACUCAGAAACAAGCCGAAAUUUUUCAAGAGUUGGUUCACCUCAAACUAUUACCACAGUUGGUAAUUCCCUCGGCAUGCCGCAAGACGUUGUUGUCUCGGAAGGAGACGAAGAUUCAGUAUUCGUGGUCACUCAAGGAAAAGAUGACAGUAACAAAAGUAUCAUGGCACGAUUCAUGGAAUGUAUAGAGGUGCUUAAGAAGGAGAAUAAGACCCUUAUCAGCACAAUUUCCAAACACGUAGAUGGAUACCUUAAAGCUAGUGUGGUCAACAAGAUUCCAACGGUGGAACUCCAUGCUGACAACAACUUGGUGGUUGAUACAUUGCCUGCUGGAAUCAUCAAUGACCUUCACGAAGCCGUGUGGCUGAUACUGGCUGAAGGGUUUGAGGAGGAUUGUUGCAGAGUAUACUAUACUUGCCGAAGGGAGUUUCUGAAAAAGUGUUUAUGGACUUUUGGGUUGCAAAUGCAAGAGCUUUGUAUGGAGGACAUUGAUAAGAUGGAAAAGAUUCAGAGUUGGUUAACAAAGGUUUUGUAUGUAAUUGAUAAUGUACUCCUUCCCAAUGAAAGGACACUCUGUGAUCGCGUCUUUAAAGGGGUCUCUUCCGCUGGGGACUUUGCUUUCACUGUGGUUUGUAGAGAAUUGAAUAUUUGUUUGGUUCGCAUUGCCAAUCAUUUGGCAACUAUUAUGGAGUGUGAAAAUUUUACAUAUUAUGAGGGUGGUGAGCUUCAUCCUAAUAUAUGUGAAUUGAUGUACAAAAUUCGUUAUGUUUGCAUACAGAGGGAUAAUAAAUCUAGGCAAGUAUUAGAAGGAUACACCAUGUUUGAUAAGGAGGGAAAGCUUUCACCGUCUGGGAAUGUGGCCAGGAUAACAGCCCUGAUAGAGAGAAUUUUGGAAGUGGAGUCCAAAAAAUACCAUAACCCUUCUCUGGGAUAUGUUUUCAUCAUGAACCAUCUGAAUUUCAUAGAACUAGAAGCAAAGUUCUAUGGAUUGGUUCCUAUUUUUAGUCAAGAUUGGCUCCGGAAAAUCACAACAAAAUUUCAGCAAAACCUCGAACUCUAUCUGAGAAGCUCGUGGAAUAAGAUUGUGGACUUUCUAAAGUUUGAUAUUUGUGAAUCAGAGACUAGUGUUGCGAUUGGGUUACUGAAAGACAGGAUAAAUUCGUUCAACGAACACUUUGAUGAGAUAUGCAAUGUUCAGUCUACUUGGUUUGUGUUUGAUGAAGAGUUAAGAAAACAUAUUGUAAAAUCCAUAGAAAACAUAUUGUUGCCAGCAUAUGGAAACUUCAUUGGAAAGUUGCAUAAUUUUCUUGGCAAACACAGUUAUAAUUAUAUUAAGUAUGGAAUGUUUGACGUCCAAGAUCGAGUCCGCAAUCUGUUUGUUGUGAUGAACAAUAAGAAUCUGUAUCUGAAGCACAAGUGGAAGACAUCCAAGCGCUUGCAUUGA
Vigna radiata var. radiata (mung bean) is the source of this 1824-nucleotide messenger RNA. RefSeq names its product exocyst complex component EXO70B1. Gene Ontology annotation, molecular function: phosphatidylinositol-4,5-bisphosphate binding. Gene Ontology annotation, cellular component: exocyst. The coding region runs from base 1 to 1824 and encodes 607 amino acids. NCBI's taxonomy places the organism in Eukaryota, Viridiplantae, Streptophyta, Magnoliopsida, Fabales, Fabaceae. The transcript has 4 exons. The record is from RefSeq and is a predicted model, not a curated record. Gene Ontology annotation, biological process: exocytosis.